This is a messenger RNA of Rhagoletis zephyria (snowberry fruit fly), 1859 nucleotides long. RefSeq lists its product as uncharacterized. Lineage: Eukaryota; Metazoa; Arthropoda; Insecta; Diptera; Tephritidae. The record is from RefSeq and is a predicted model, not a curated record.
ACAAGCAAAUGAAAUCGCAUUCGAGUCAGUGAUUUAUGGCAACAAGUCGUCGACGUGUUGGUGGUGGUUGACAAACGCAUUGGCGGACACGCCUAGUACGUGCCUAGGCGUUGGAUGGCGACAGCAAAGUGAAUAUUGCCGCUACAACAACAAAAACAAUAAACAUAAUUAUCAACUGUCAUUAAGAUAGUGCGCCACGCAAGAAUACGAACGACUACGAAGAUGAAACAAUGAACGAAAUCCGUCAAUGAAAAUUUGCUUCCGGAGCAUUUUGACUGCUGUUUGCCUAAAACAACAACUAACGGAUCCUGCCAAUCCAAAGUACUCAAAAACGCUGUUAACCAGCCUGUGAACCCUACUACCUACCAAAACCCACUACAUUUUCUUAGUUUAAGUUUUGUUUAAAAAAUUUAAUUAUAAGCCCAAGGUAGCCUUUUAGUCAAAAAAAAAAAAAAAAUGGGUGCAACACGCGAUAAGCCACGCAUCAAUAGAAGUCUCAUCUCGCUCAAAGUGGUGGUGUUCUUUGUCAUCAGCGGCAUCACCGCGCUUCAUGUGCUGCACGCCACCAAACCACUCCUGCUUGGCUUGAAUUUCAGCGAAUAUCGCCGAAUCAGCAUCAUCGCGCCAUUUGUCUCAAUACUGGGCCCACUGAUUGCCGGUCCGCUCGCCGAUCGGCUUGCGGCCAAGAAUGCCACCAAUUUCGGCCGUAUUCUACGCUUCCUCACCGCCCUCUUCCUGAUACUGGCCGUAAUUGUGUACGCCUGCCUCUUUGCCAUAUCCGAAGUGCAGCGUGAGGAAGCGCGUCGGCCAUUGGUCAGCUUCGGUUGUGAUUCACAUGGCGCUGUUAUAUUUCAAGAGCGUUGUUCCAAAGAGGCCACCUGUCAUCAUUGGAAGGGCAAAGUGGGCAAUGUGAAUUUGACACGCUGCACCUACACCUGCCAGGAUCCCACCAAGUACGAGAAUAUGUACACGCCAUGGUUUGAAGGUGUGCCCACACCGCUACCCUCUACCGAGCAUAGCUCCGAGUUUGAUUAUGAAGAUGAAUCGGUGGCCACCUCAACGGAGACUUAUCGCAGAAGACGCGCAAUUGCUGGCGGCUCAGCUGAGUAUGGCGGUGAGCUGUUGAGCGCAGAGGUGCAACAGCAACAACAACGUGCUGGUCGCGCUGCCCGGGAUGUUGGUGAAGGUACGCCUACGAAGAUCUACGUGGAGCCACCACACUUAUGCCUCACCCAGAGGACAGACAGCGGUGAGACUGUGGUGAAGAAUUGCCAUGUCUACACGCAUGAUACGAAUAAUAUUGUGGUGAACUCGGUGUUGCGUGCUGCGGAUAAUAGCAAUGAAAAUGAUACGCACAGCGAGGAGUGGUGCAAAUAUCCGUUGGGUAAGUGAUGCUGUGGCAUAAGGUGUGAAUGAUGGGAGGGAAAAUCAAACUAAUCGAUAAAGAAAUAACUGACUGUGGACUAAAAUAAAGUAGGUAAAAAAACACAAACUUGAAAUACAAAUCGUUAGCGUGAAAGUGUGGCGCCACGACAGACUCCCGGACGGUUCGUUAAUCCAAGCUUCUAGACGACAUCGAUACAUCCUUUCUUCAUACAGGACUAAAAUUUUGGACGGCAAAUUCUCUUAGUGAUCUGUCAUCAGUACUCUAGAGCCAUCGUAGUGAGUUUCACUGAUCUACUACAUUUAUGACAGUUUCUUUCCUUUAUUCGCGCACAUAACCCUAAUCGCCAAUAAAAUUCAGAGCCACAGCUAAGUUCUCAGGUCGGUAAAUAGUCGGCUGGUUCUAAACUAAGUCGUGCUAGUUCAGUCGCCGGAGACUAGUAGGCCACAGUGGAUGAAGCUACAGAUUUGUACCU